Molecule: messenger RNA, 5477 nt
Organism: Anguilla rostrata (American eel)
Lineage: Eukaryota; Metazoa; Chordata; Actinopteri; Anguilliformes; Anguillidae
Gene: spred1
Product: sprouty related EVH1 domain containing 1
Exons: 6
Coding region: 599-1825 (408 amino acids)
Biological process (GO): multicellular organism development; negative regulation of MAPK cascade
Cellular component (GO): membrane
Molecular function (GO): protein kinase binding
Source: RefSeq, a predicted model, not a curated record
AGCUGGGGUCAACGCUUCCGCCCAGUUUUCCGAUGUACGCUGCCCGAAUUGAAAAUGGAGUUCGUUGAAGGCAGAUGCAUUGCAACUUCUCAUUAAACAUUACCGCCGUUUUGUUCAUUUUUGUUUCAGUAUCAAAGCGUAUAUUGAUAUAAACUUUAUUUUUUAGUUGCGGAAGCUGAAGAUAUACCGUGACGGAGUGACACUGCAGCCCUCUUCUGUGCUGGUGUCCAACGAAGUUGCGGAGGGGAUUGCUACGAAUAACGUGCUAUAUAUUUCUUUUUGAUAUAUACAUUUUUCUGUCAAAGAGCUGGAGUGUAAUAAUCGUUGUUUUGGGUAUUGGUAAAGAUGUUUAUUCUGUUCUACUCGGAUUUUAUUGCUGGACAAGAAAAAAUGACCCCGCAUUUGCUAUUCCCUUUCACAGUUUAGUCCAAUUUGGUUUCCAAAAGAGAGCUGUAAUGCAUUCACAUUCUAGACCUUUUAUUUUUACCCGAUAACUGGCGUUCGUGUCUGAAAGAAAAUGGUGAUAUUUGCGGUUAAUUUCCCUGCCGUGCCUGCGUUGUCGGUGCUACUGCUAGGAUUUGGAUCCCCGUGAGAAAAAAUGAGCGAAGAAUCGACAAAUCCAAACAACGAUGACAGUUACGCGCGCGUGAGAGCAGUGGUCAUGACUCGGGAUGACUCCAGCGGGGGAUGGCUGCCCUUGGGCGGGGGAGGCCUCAGCUGCGUCACCGUCUACAAAGUCAGCCGGCAGGACGACGGCGGGUGCCCCGACUUCCUCAUCCAGGGGGAGCGGCUCAAAGACAAAUCGGUUGUGCUGGAGUGUGUUCUAAAGAAGGAUCUGGUGUACAACAAGGUGAACCCCAUAUUUCACCACUGGAGGAUCAACGACAAGAAGUUCGGCCUGACGUUCCAGAGUCCUGCGGACGCCAGGGCCUUCGACCGCGGCAUCCGCCGAGCCAUCGAGGACAUCAGCCAAGGCUGUCCGUCGUACAGCGAGCCUGAGGUUGCUGAAGAUGGAUUGCAGGUGAACCCCGAGCCUCCCUCCAUUUGCACGGCCAUGAAGGAGCCCUUCUCCCCGCCGAGCGGCGUGGUGAGCUCGGAGCCCUGCCGGGGCUGCUACGUGCGCGCCCAGCCCUUCGACGAGUUCCCCACCGCCAACCGCCGCUACGUGCCCCCCCAGGUAUCCUUCAAGUCGACGCGCCACGUGAGCUUUCACAUGGACGAGGAGGAGAUCGUGCGGAUCAACCCCCGCAAGGACGUCCUCAUCCGAGGGUACGAGGACUACCGGCACCCCGUCAUGUGGAAGCAGGACCCGGAGCGCGAGGAGGUGGACUUCACGGCCCCCUUCUCCAAGCUGGACUCCAAGAAGUGCGAGUACCUGUACCCCGAGGGCCCCGAGGGCCACGCCGGCAAGGACUCCAUCAAGACCCAGCCGUCGCCGCUGCUCAAGGGCAAGAAGUCGCGGCGGCGGCGGGAGGACGGCGAGCGCUCCCGCUGCAUCUACUGCCGCGAGAUGUUCAACCACGAGGACAACCGGCGGGGCCAGUGCCAGGACGCGCCCGACCCCAUCAAGCAGUGCAUCUACAAAGUCAGCUGCAUGCUGUGCGCCGAGAGCAUGCUCUACCACUGCAUGUCCGACUCGGAGGGCGACUUCUCGGACCCGUGCUCCUGCGACACCGGCGACGAGCAGUUCUGCCUGCGCUGGCUGGCGCUGGUGGCGCUGUCCUUCAUCGCGCCCUGCAUGUGCUGCUACCUGCCGCUGCGCGCCUGCCACCACUGCGGCGAGGCCUGCCGCUGCUGCGGCGGCAAGCACAAGGCGAACGGCUGAGACGCGGGCGGCGGGCCGGCGCCGCGCCGACGGCUUCCUCUUUUUCCUCACCCGCCGCCCACCCAGGCGGCCGCGUCUUGUUUUUGCGCAGAGCUGGGCGCGGCGGCGGCGCAGGCUCUGCGCUUUACCCGCCCGCCUCGCCGGCGACACGCCGCGCAGCUUAGCGACAGGAGAGGCGUCGAGGGACGGCACAGAGAUACUAAAACAACGCAAAGUUUCAAAAAAAUUAAAUAAAAAACACAUUUAAAAUGAAACAUCCAGGCCACCGUACCGGACUCUCGUACACACAGUGCGUAACUUUGUGAAGGAAUUUUGUCUUUUGUACAGGAAGCAGAUUUUAAAAAAACGAUACGAAUACAAAAAGAUGCGUACAGAGAGUGUGCUGUAUGAGUAUGCUAAAAGGGAUAUGUUCAUGCUUUUCUUUUGUGAAUUUGCAGUUGGGUGACCGUGGCCUUCUUGACUCGAGCGUUUUCUGACAGUGUAAUUAUUAGAAAAAAAGUGCACUAGAUAUUUUUUUUUCCCUUAAAAGGUAACCUUCAUUGAUUCUAAUGGUAAAUUAACAGUGAGCAUUAUAAUUGUUGCUUAACAGUGCUGAGGUGUAUAAUUCUGUGGUGGAUGUGUAUGUUUUUUUUUUCUUUUUUUCAUUGAAUGCGAAAAAAAUAAAUAAAAAUAACAGCAUAAUUUUUGAAGGUACCGUUAGAAAUUGCCAUCCAAAAUUCAUGAAUGAACAUUUAAACGUUAAACCUCCCUUUAUUUUUGGUCGUGAGAUUUGGACCAUGUUGUUGCAUUCCAAGAUAAAGGGAUACAUUCUGUAAGCAGAAGCAAGAAGGUAAAACGUUGCUUUCCGCCCGUUUUUGGGAAAAAUCGACACAAGGACUCUUGUUUACCACAUUAGUUUAUUGAUUUACCUAACAUGAGACCAAGACAGCAAAAUUCCAGGUAUUCCACUUUAGUGAUAAUAGCAGUCCUCUGAGUCCACUUCCCAUGGAAAUGAUUUUUCUUUGUGACUAGUCUUAUCUGGAAACUGAAAGCUGACAUUUUGCUCAACCAGCAAGUUUUUUAAAUUCAUUUUGGGGUAUUUGGUACCCCUAUGCAAUGAGGCACUUAAGUUAGUAAUUGGACACUCUCUCCCAUUGUAAUAUUUCUUUGCUUUUGGUUGGUCAUUCAAAUACUCCAGGUAAUGGAAAUGAAAAUCCCACUUUAAAAGCACUGGUUUCCAAACUUUGGUUCCAGCAUAGUCACCAAAUACAUUUGUUUGCUCCUUUUUAGUGUAUAAUUGUGUUGUAUGAAUCACAGCACAUGUGCUAACGUGCGUAUUUAUGUGCUCUCUCUCUCUCUCUCUCUCUCUCCAUAUGGUUGUGUGAGUGUGUAUACAGUAUGUGUGUGUGUGUGUGUGUGUGUGUGUGUGUGUUCGCUAUUUUGCAGAUGCCCCUGUCCAAAAUAACUUACUCUAGAGCAUAUAUAUUAUGUUAUACAGAAGUGAAUACGAGUAAUUAAUAUAUUCAAAUGAAAAUUAAUACACAGUAGUAAUUUGUUUUGCAUGGCUAUGUCCUCUCGGCUGUAUAAUAUUAGGGUCACAAGCUAAAACAUUCCACAAUUAUUGUCCAAUCAAAACUGUUUUGAGUCCUUUUGAGUGUCCUCUCACAGCUCCCUAUAGAUUCCCUAGAUCAGUCUGGGGGUCCUUGUGAAUAGAUGAAUAUAUUUAGACAUAUAACUGUAUACAUGUGCAUAUAAACUGGUAUGUACAUGUUUUUUGCAUAUGUAUAUUUAUAAAUACACAUGUAUCUACACACAUAUGCUGUCAUGUACUAUUUCAUAGUAAUGUUAAAUUAACAUGUGAAUGCUAAUUUACAUUCGCCAGCCUUGUUUAGCAGUGGUUUAAUUAAAUGUCAAUUUAACCGGUGCAUAUUAGCCUCACAAGCACACGUCAACUGAACGUUUAGCGUAUCAUUUGGGCCUGUAACCAUCAGGUUUAAAAAGUCCUGUAUCGUAGAGAACUAUACCUUGCCAUGGUAAAUUCCCUCCCACUUCCUGUCUAUGCAGGAAAUUAGCCCUGUCACAGGGUAUGUGUGAAGCAUGGAUAAGAAAACAUCCAAAAUAUGACUUCCAAAACUCACUCUGCAUGAGUGUCUUUAUUUUAUUUUACUUUCUAUGCAAUUUUACCUUGAGAAAUACUUAGACUUCUGUCCACACUGAGUCACUGAUAUGACACUUUAAUAUGUUAUAUAGAUGUUAGCCCAGGUACCAAACUCAAACCAUUUGUAAAUAAGUAACACUAUAUUUAAAUAAUGGUAAUAAUCCCGUUCUGAAUUUAAAAAUAGAUCUGUAUUUAUCACUGCUGUCAGUAUAUACUGUAGCUUUGACAGCAUCAUGUAUAUAAGUCACCUUUGAGUAUUAUUUCACAUUGAAAAGUAGAGGGGGUACAUGAUGGAAUGACUAUUGAGCUUUUAAUAAAGAGUUUCUUUCUAGUUUUGUAUUGCAAAAAGAAGGAUAGAGACAGCUAAUGCGGUACAUUAGUGACAGUCCACUUAUCUUAAAAGUUUGAUAUCUAAAGCUGCUAGAAACAAUCACUAAUUCUAUUGAGUUAAGAAAAGGUUACAGAAGACUGUUAAUACAUUACCUAGUUCUCAUACAGUGUAAAACAAGGAUCUGGAGCAAAUGUCUUAGUUUUGUGUGCACACGCCUUUUCGUUUCGUUUCGUGUCCUCUUCCCCCACCCCCUCCCCCACCCAUCUUGUCAUUUGAUUGCUUUGCAUAUUGCAAGCUGAACCAAGGUUGGAUGAACCUGAUUAAAACUUGCUGGCUGAGAAGCAAAAUAUAGGAAAAUUUGUAUAUAUAUUUUGGAAAAUACUGAACUAACAUGUUUCUGUAUUAACCAGCACAGGGCAACACCUUGUCAUGUACUGUAUUUUAUACGCAACAUGUGUCUGCUUUAUUUUUUUUUUUAACCUACAGUAUCUGUUAACUAGCAUAUGUAAGACUUCAGUUCUUAACCACUUUGCUGCUAGUAUUUUAUUUUUUAAUCUAGAUAACUGUGCAUAACUUUGGAAUGCCUAUAUAAACAUGUUUAUUCAAUGUAUUGUAAAAAAGUUACAUUUCCCAGCAGCUGAGUGGUUACUUAAAUUCUCCGAUGCUUCGAUGCACUGAUAUAUGUAGGCUUUUUAUUCUUACAGCGCUUGAUGUAACUUUAAUGUGAUUAGUUCUAAAUAGUGAAAAACAUUUGUGUUUGAAACUGCAGUAUAAAUGGUACUCCAAUAAUUCUUCUGUAAACACUGCCUGUUUUUCAUACUGUACAUCUAUUGGUUUCUUAGUGCCAUUUGCUUCACACCCUGAUGACCUCAAAAAAGUGCCUCACAUCUAUUAUAGUUUCCAUUUAAACCUUAACAGCUCUUGUUCUGGUUAUAUUUGUUUAUAUACAUUUUAGGUAUUUUUAUUAUUGUUUAAAAAUACCAAGCAUAUGAUGUACAAUUUGUAGUUCAAUAACUCAUGUCGUAGUUGUAUUUUCUUUAUACAUAUACAGAUGUAGCUUGUUACUUUUCUUAAGUAUAUAAUGUAAAUAUGCAUAUAUAUGUUUGUAACUGUUUUUAUGUUACAUCAUACACUUGUAAUUGACAUAUCAAAUAACAUUAUCAUAAUAAAAUGGUGAGUUUUAA